This is a messenger RNA of Striga hermonthica, 948 nucleotides long. Lineage: Eukaryota; Viridiplantae; Streptophyta; Magnoliopsida; Lamiales; Orobanchaceae. The record is from the annotation of a GenBank genome assembly.
AUGGGGAAAGGGAUUCGAUUUUUCGAGCUCAACAACGGCGCCAAAAUCCCCUCCGUCGGGCUCGGCACAUGGAAGGCGGCUGACUACGUCGUCGGCGACGCCAUCACCGCCGCGAUUGAGGCUGGAUAUCGGCAUAUUGAUUGCGCCCAAAGAUAUGGCAAUGAGAAGGAGAUUGGUGUUGCCCUGAAGAAGUUGUUUGAUGAUGGAGUUGUGAAGCGUGAGGAUUUAUGGAUCACUUCUAAGCUCUGGAACUCGGACCAUGCUCCAGAAGAUGUACCUCUGGCCUUAACCAGAACACUGGAUGACUUGCAGCUCGACUAUAUCGAUCUUUAUCUAAUGCACUGGCCAGUGAGCAUGAAGAAAGGUUCUGUCACGUUCGAACCGCAAAAUCUGACUAAAGUGGAUGUGCCGAGCACGUGGAAAGCAAUGGAAGCACUUUGUGAUGCCGGUAAAGCCCGGGCUAUAGGCGUGAGUAACUUCUCGUGCAAGAAAUUAGCCAAUUUAUUGGAUACGGCACGUAUACCUCCGGCUGUCAACCAAGUCGAGUGUCACCUUUCAUGGCAACAGCCGAAGCUGCACAUGUUCUGUAAAAUCAAAGGAAUCCAUAUAUCGGGAUAUUCACCACUUGGCUCCUCAGGAAAAAGUGGCCUCAAGCAUGAAGUGCUUAAGAACCCGAUCGUAAUUACGGUUGCUGAGAAAUUGGGGAAAACUCCGGCACAAGUCACCCUCCGAUGGGGACUGCAGUCGGGCCACAGCGUGCUCCCGAAGAGCACUAACGAGAUGAGGAUUAAAGAGAAUCUUGAUGUGUUUGAUUGGUCAAUUCCUGAGGAUUUGUGUGCCCAUCUUUCUGAAAUCGAGCAGGUGAGGCUUAUAACAGGGUCUUCGUUUGUGCAUGAAACUUUUGGGUCCUACAAGACCAUAGAAGAACUAUGGGAUGGUGAAAUCUGA